Gastrolobium bilobum is the source of this 1626-nucleotide messenger RNA. Its product is annotated as putative E3 ubiquitin-protein ligase XBAT31. Bases 71 to 1387 code for a protein of 438 amino acids. Gene Ontology annotation, cellular component: axon initial segment; synapse; membrane. Gene Ontology annotation, molecular function: transmembrane transporter binding. NCBI's taxonomy places the organism in Eukaryota, Viridiplantae, Streptophyta, Magnoliopsida, Fabales, Fabaceae. Gene Ontology annotation, biological process: neuronal action potential; negative regulation of delayed rectifier potassium channel activity. The transcript has 8 exons. The record is from RefSeq and is a predicted model, not a curated record.
ACCACCGUGGAAGAUGGCUCGUGUGGUUGUUUCCGGCACGUGCUGAGUGGUGAUCAAGGUGGUAGAGGAAAUGGGUCAGAGGCUAAGUUGCAGGCAACGUCAUGAGGACAACAAGGCUUUUUUCACUGCAGUUGCAAGUGGAGAAUUAGAAGUUGUUGAGGCUAUGGUUGAGGAAGACCACACUGUGUUGGAACAUACCAUUGGUCAUGACAAGCUCUCACCACUGCAUGUUGCUGCUGCCAAUGGUCGAAUCGAGGUUCUUUCCAUGUUAUUGGACAGGUAUUUCAAUGUUGACAUGUUGAAUCGGCAUAAACAGACCCCGUUGAUGUUGGCUGUGAUGCAUGGAAAGACUGGUUGUGUUGAAAAGCUUAUUCAUGCUGGAGCCAAUAUAUUGAUGUUUGAUUCUGUACGUCGAAGAACUUGCUUGCAUUAUGCUGCUUAUUAUGGUCAUAUAGAUUGCCUUAAGGCUAUUCUUUCUGCUGCCCAUUCCACACCUGUUGCAGAUUCUUGGGGAUUUUCAAGAUUUGUCAACAUAAGAGAUAGAAAUGGUGCCACUCCACUGCAUCUUGCAGCCCGUCAAAGACGUUCUGAAUGUCUUCAUGCCCUUUUAGACAAUGGCGCCCUUGUUUAUGCUUCAACUGGGGGAUACAGUUACCCUGGAAGCUCACCUCUUCAUAUGGCUGCCCGCGGCGGUUCUUUGGACUGUAUCCGGAUAUUGCUUGCUUGGGGAGCAGAUAGGCUUCAAUUGGAUUCCUCUGGGAAAAUACCAUUCACAGUUGCCCUGAAGCACAAGCAUAAGGCAUGUGCUGCCCUGCUGGAUCCUUCAGCAGCAGCACCGCUUGUUUGGCCAUCCCCAUUAAAGUUCAUCAAUGAGCUCAAUCAGGAAGCAAAGGCCUUAUUGGAAAAGGCCUUGCUAGAAGCUAACAUGGAGAGGGAGAAGAUCCUACUAAAAGAGGUUGACAAGCCUCCAUCCCCACUGCAUUCUGAAAGGGAAGAUGAUGAUACUGCCUCUGAGGCCAGCAAUGUGGAGUUAUGCUGUAUAUGCUUUGACCAAGUGUGUACAAUUGAGGUCAGACCCUGUGGUCAUCAAAUGUGUGCUCAUUGCACCCUAGCACUGUGCUGUCACAAGAAGCCUGAUCCUGCUACUACUGUUUGCCUCUCUGGACCAGUUUGUCCAUUUUGCCGUGGUGCCAUUCUUCAAUUACUGGCUGCCAAGAUUAACAAAGGCAGUGAUACAGAAGUGGAAUCCAGCCCUGUGAAGCCAAGGAGAUCGCGAAAAUCAAAUUUCAGUGAAGGGAGCAGCAGCUUCAAGGGCUUGUCGGCCAUGGGAUCAUUUGGAAAGAUUGCUGGCCGCAAUUCAGGGAAGAUUAUAUCUGAAAAGCAGUGAGGGGUUUGUUGAAACGUGAUAAUUUUUGUGGUUAUUUUGCAUGCAAACCAGACAAAAGACUGCUAUGAAUGGUGGUUUUAAUUUCUGUGGAAUAGCUGCCUAUAUUGGUAUGUCAUUUGAAUUCACUUUAUUGUUCAAAGAUCACUAAGAUCAUGAGAGACAAUAGUUUGUAAUCUGAGAUUCUCAUUUGGUUGGACAUUGUGUAUUUUUUUCACCAAAUAUCAAAUAUAGUAUGCAUG